AACGUCAUCAUCAAAUCCAGAUCAAAUUUUAAAUAAAGAAAUUUUCAAUUUUUCCAAUGAAUUAAAUGAUUAUGAACUUCAUUCAUCUAACAACAGCAAUGAUAAUGUGAAAACAACACCACAGAAAACUGUCUGUUUUCAUUCGGUUACAGGUCAGCCUGGAUCUGAUAAAAAAAUUACAAAUGCCAUCGACUGUUUACAAAACAUGAUUAAUGGCACAACAUUGAUCAAAGUGAAAGCCAGUAUGCGACAAUAUAGACGUUUUUAUUCAUUGGAAGAAGAUUUGACCAUUAUUCGUUGGUCACCAUCUACGAAAAAAACAUCAAAAGCUAAAUUACCAAUCAAAAGUAUACGUGAAGUUCGUCGUGGAAAAAAUACCGAUGUUUUAAAGAAUCCAGAAAUCACUGGAAUAUAUAAAGAAGAAUGUUCAUUUUCAAUCAUAUAUGGUGAUGAUUUUGAAUCAAUCGAUCUGAUUGCAUUAUCAUCGGUAGAGGCAAAUAUAUGGGUGACUGGAUUGAAUUUUCUAAUCGGACUUAUACGAUCUCCAGAUUCAUUAGAAGGACGAGAAAAAAUGCGCGAAAAAUGGCUAUUAGAUGUAUUCGAUGAAGCCGAUUCUGAUCAUAAAGGAAUGCUUGAUGAAUUGGAAACAAUUGCAUUGUUAAAAAAAUUAAAUGAACGUCUUUGUAUUGAUAGUUUGAAACAGAAAAUUAUGGAAUUUGAAAUGAGCAAAAAAAAUGGUGAACAACGUGGCUGUAUAUCGAAACAUGCAUUCAUUAGUCUAUUUACACAAACGGCUACUAGGCCUGAUAUUUAUUUCAUUCUAGUACGUUAUUGUGGCAGAGAUUAUAUGACAAUGGAAGAAUUGCAACUAUUUUUAGAAGGCGAACAAGCCAUCCAAGGAACAUCAUUGGAAUUGUGUAAAAAUCUAAUCAAACGUUUUGAACCAUCUGAUCAGGCUAGAAAUAAACAACAAUUAUUGAUUGAUGGUUUCACACAAUUUUUAAUGUCCGAUGCAUGCGAUAUCCUAGGGCUAGCACCGAAACAAAUUUCACAUAACAUGAAUCGUCCGUUUGUCGAUUAUUUUAUCUCAUCAUCAUAUAAUACAUAUCUUAUUGAAGAUCAAGUUAAAGGACCAUCUAGCUGUGAAGGAUACGCAAAAGCAUUAUUAUCAGGAUGUCGUUGCAUAAAGAUUGAUGUACAUGAUGGUCCAGAUUAUUGUCCACUAGUAUUCCAUAGAAAUACUUUAACAAGCAAAAUUCCAUUAAUGGAUGUGCUGACCACUAUAAAAGAAAUGGCUUUUAUAAGCUCACCUUAUCCAGUGAUUAUUCAUCUAGAAAAUCAUUGUUCAUUAAAUGUACAGAAAGAAGUGGCCAGAUUAUUUAGAAAAAUUCUUGCCGAUCAUUUAUUCUUAUUAUCAACAUCAUCAUUGGAUAUUAUGAAUAAUGGUGGUGAAUCAUCAUCAUCAUCAUCAUUAUCAAUGAAAUUUAAAAUGGAAACCAUGUCACUAUCAUCAAAUUCAUCAUCAGAUGAUUAUAUGGCUAUUGAUAUGCAACAUAAUAAUGCUUCAUCAUCAGAAAAAUAUCUAAAUACUAUCUGUGAUCAAUUUGCGUUGAAUUCAUCCACAAUGGCGACAAAUAUUUGGUCCAAAUUGACGCCAGAAAAAUUGAUGUAUAAAAUAAUUAUCUCGGGUAAAAAAAUUGGCAAUAAAAAUCGAAUAAUCGAUGAAGUUAGUGAUGAAGAAGAAGAAAAUCAUGAUUUUCGUAAUGAUGAUGCUCAUAAACCACGUAUUGCCAUCUGUCAAGAGCUUUCGGAAAUAAUUUCAAUGAAUCGUGUUAAACCCAAAGAUAAUAAUAAUUGUGAUGAUAAUAAUUGGUCCAAUUUUGAUAAUUCAAAUUUAAUCCAUCUAAAUGAAUCAUUAGCUGUUAAAAUUGCACAGCAAAAUAUCGAAGAAUUAACACAACGUAAUAAAUAUUUCAUGACAAUGGUCACACCAGAUAUAAGUCGUAUUGAUUCAAGUAAUCUGAAUCCAUUAGAUUUCUGGAAUUGUGGUGUACAACUUAUUUCAAUGAAUUAUCAGACCAAUGGUCAAAUUAUGAAUAUAUAUCGUGGUUGGUUCAGUCAAAAUGGUUGCUGUGGCUAUGUAUUGAAACCAACAUAUUUACGUGGAAAAUAUUCAACAUUUAAUUUACGACGUAAAGAUGCCAUAAUAUCAGGUGUAGAUCCAUUAAAUAUUCGAAUCAAAAUUAUCAGUGGUCAACAAUUACCAAGACCUAAAGGAGCAUCGAUGAAAGCCAAUUCAAUUGAUCCAUAUAUUAUUGUACAAUGUCUUGGCACAUCUAUUGAUUGUGCUGAAUAUCGUACAUCCACCGUAUCGAAUGAUGGUCAUAAUCCGAUUUUUGAUGAAAGUUUUGAAUUCAAUGUCUGUCUACCAGAAUUGACGAUGAUUCGUUUAGUAUUGGAUGAUGAUUAUAUUAAUGAUGAUUUUAUUGGACAAUUAGCCGUACCAAUAUCAUGUUUGGAAUCUGGCUAUAAACAUAUUAAACUAUUGAAUAUGAAUGAUGAAAUAAUACCAAAUGCAAGUUUAUUCGUUAAAAUAGCUUUAACACAGAGAUAUGGAUCAAAACAAAAAUUACGAAGAAAAAAAAGUUGGUCACAAAAACAUAAUCAUGAUGCCAAACAAAUGGGCGUGAAACAUUUGGAUGAACAACUUAAACAGGUGUUUGCCAUGAUGAAUGAAUCAUCAUUAUUGAGGAAAAAUGUCGAAAAAAAUUAUAUUGAAUUAUGUGAUGAAUGUUCAUUGCCAGAAAGUGCAAAUAUGGCACAAUGUUUACGAAUAAUAACAUUAAGAUUGGCCACUUGUCCAACGGUGAUUGGUUUCAAAAUCGUUACAUCUGAAUUAGGUUAUCCAUGUGUACAGGUUUGCGGUGAAUUGACUACACGUUUAAAUCGUACAAUAACAACAUUGGAUCGUUGUCUAUUGGAAUUAUUCAAAACCAUUGAUCAAUCUAAAAAUUACAUUGCAUCUUUAUCUGAAUUAUUUGAAAAAUUAUCCAAUGUCAACUAUCAAUAUGAAGGUGUUGUGGAUAAAUCAAAUGAUUCAAAUCAAAUGCUUCAAUAUUUUUUGAAUUCACCAUCAUCAUCAUCAUCAUCUAAAAAACAAUCAACAAAUGAACAACAACAACAACGAAAUGAAAUGACAUUCCAUCAUGUUAAUGAACCAGCAUCAUCGAUGACAAGUAUAAAUAGUUCACCAAAUUUAUUGCUAAAACAUUCGAAACAAAAGAAGAAUGAAAAAAUUUUCGAAAAUCUUUUAUGGAAUUUAUCCGUAAUUAAAACUGAAUUGGAUAAUCUAAAUCAUUUGAAAAAUGAAUGCGAAAGUUAUUUUAAACAGAUCCAAAGAAUUGCCGAAUCGUUGGAAAGAAUUUUUGAACGUGAACAUAAAAUAAUUUUACGUUCAAAUUCCUAUGUUGUACGUGAGAUUAGUAAUGCAAAUAAUUUCAUUACAAAUCAAUCAUCAUCAUCAUCAUCAGCAUCCAUUAUUCAUGAAGUUGAAUCCAAACAAUCAUUAAUAUCGAUGAACAACAACAAUGAUGGACAAUUACGAGGUAUAUUGAAGAAAACAGCAUCACCAAUUGUGACGAAAAAAAUUUAUGGUAACAAUAACAACAAUAAUCCUGUUGACCAUCAAAAAAUAUUUUGAUAAUUUCAUUC
Messenger RNA from Dermatophagoides farinae (American house dust mite), 3711 nucleotides. Its product is annotated as inactive phospholipase C-like protein 1. Gene Ontology annotation, biological process: regulation of synaptic transmission, GABAergic; gamma-aminobutyric acid signaling pathway; phosphatidylinositol-mediated signaling. The record is from RefSeq and is a predicted model, not a curated record. Lineage: Eukaryota; Metazoa; Arthropoda; Arachnida; Sarcoptiformes; Pyroglyphidae. Gene Ontology annotation, molecular function: phosphatidylinositol-4,5-bisphosphate phospholipase C activity; calcium ion binding.